Molecule: messenger RNA, 4042 nt
Organism: Drosophila hydei
Lineage: Eukaryota; Metazoa; Arthropoda; Insecta; Diptera; Drosophilidae
Gene: Srrm1
Product: serine/arginine repetitive matrix protein 1
Exons: 4
Coding region: 462-3710 (1082 amino acids)
Biological process (GO): mRNA processing; regulation of mRNA splicing, via spliceosome
Cellular component (GO): spliceosomal complex
Molecular function (GO): RNA binding
Source: RefSeq, a predicted model, not a curated record
UCGUUCAUCACUUGACUGCCGUGUAUCGUUUUGUUUCGUGCCAGCUCUAGCUACACGCAUAAAUUUUUAGCGAAAAUUUAGAAAACGAACAAGCAAAAGUUAACAAAAGUGCAGCGGGUGUAAUUUGGCGUACAGUUUAACAAUUACAUUGUGGAAUUACACUUAUUACAAAGUUGUUUUCGUGCAUUUAGCGCCGCAUACUUAAUCGUCCCGCACUCGCACUAACACACACGCGCUGAGUGUUUUGUGUGUGUGUGUGCGUGCCCGUGUGUACAUGUGCAUGUGUGUGUAUAGGUGACAAUUUUGUUGCGUGGUGCCGGGUUACAGUUAAAUAUUACAGAAUAUUUGUUGUUUUGCGAGCGCGCGCAUUAAUUGUGGCAUGAAAUAAAAACAACACCAGUUAGCCGGCACAGUUAAAAUCAUUUAACGCUAACGAGUGUGCAACUGCGUUCAGCUUCAAAAUGAUGUUCACGGGCACCAAUCAGCAGCAGGACACGCGCUUCAGCGACAAGGAAAAGAAGCUAAUGAAGCAAAUGAAAUUCGGGGAUUGCCUAAAUAAGCGUGUGGAUAUGUCCAAAGUUAAGCUAGAUGUGCUUCGACCUUGGAUAAGUAAAAAAAUCACUGAUAUUCUGCACAUUGAGGACGAUGUCGUCGUUGAGUUUGUUUAUAAUCAGCUGGAGGAGGAAAAAUAUCCCUGUCCCAAAAAAAUGCAAAUCAAUAUGACCGGUUUCCUUAACGGACGCAAUGCCCGCCAAUUUAUGGGCGAGCUAUGGGCGCUGCUGCUCUCCGCGCAGGAGAGCGACAGUGGCAUUCCCGCAGAGUUUAUACAGCAGAAGAAGGAUGAGAUACUGAAGCGUGAGGAGGAGCAGCUGCAAAAGCAGCGCCAGCAACAGCAGCGUCAACGUGAUCUGUCACGUUCUCGCUCUCGCUCCAGGUCCCCUUCGCGCUCACGGGACAAGCCGCGACGUCACGACAGAUCCAAAUCGCGUUCACGCAGUCGGUCGGUAUCCAAAAUGGCAGCAGCCUCCAACAAUGGCGGCACCACUGCAGUGCCUAUCAACAGUGCAGCACGAGAGGCGGCAGCAAAUGCAGCCGCUCGCCUACGCAAGCGUGGUGGUGUAGGUGGAGGCGGCGCCGGUAGCGGCGGCUCACCCAGUGCUGCAGGUGGAGCUGGAGGAGGAACAACAGCAACUGCAGCAGGUUCAGCAGCUGGCGGCGGCGGUGGACGCGGCACAUCGCGAGAACAUCGUAACAGUCGCCGCCGUUCACAUUCCCGCUCUCGUUCCAAUCGCUCAGCACAACGAGCGGCCUCCACAGACGUUGGUGGUGGUGCUAUCAAGACUUUAAAUGGACGCCACUCUGUCCAAAAAACAUCGCCAGCAGCUGCGUCCAAAUCCAAAACAAAGGCCAAAUCGCGCUCACGUUCACGCUCGCGUUCAACACGCAGUCGCUCCAGAUCCCGUAGCGGGGGCAAAGGCUCGCCAAAGAGGCGUACUCGUUCGCGCAGCUCUUCGCGCUCCUCGGCACGCAGCAAUCGGCGUCAUCGUCGCUCGCGCUCGCGAGCCAGCAGCAUUUCGCUGUCACCGGAGCGCCAACAGGAUCAACAGUUCGAACAUCGACGCAACAAGAACAGCGUGCAAAAUAAGCGACAAUAUCGCAACAAUCGUGAUGAUUCCGCCAGCUCCAUUGAGCGAGGCGAUGGUCGUGCCAGGCAAUUUGGUGGCGGUGGUGGCGGCGGUGGUGGUGGACGACGACCUCCACCACAUGGCAGACGCUUUUCGCCACGCGGACGCAGUCCCAUGCGUCAGGACAAUGGCGGUGGCGGAGGUGAUAGGCGCUUUCAGCGCUCCAAUUCGCGACGUCGUUCACGCUCCCGCAUGCUAUCCAGAUCGCCUAUGCGCUAUUCCAGAUCGCCAAGGAGGUUCAAUAAUCGCCGUCGUUCGCCGCCAAUGCAUUUCCGCGGUGGCGGCGGUGGAGGCGGAGGAGGUGGUGGUGGUCGUGGUGGCGGCGGCGGCGGUGGAGGUGGUGGCGGAAGGGGUGGCGGCAACCAUCGUAACAUGUGGCAGCAGCAAUAUCGUGGCGGCAGUCCCAAUCAGCGGGGCGGCGGACGUAUACACUGGCAGGCCAGGCACAACAGUCCCAAUGGUGGGCGACGCUUCGAUCGUCGUCAGUCACCGCCGGGCGGUGGUGGUCAGCAUCGUUAUUCGCGGGAUCGCCGCCAGUCGCCCGGCCCGGGCGGUCCACAGCAGCAGGGACAACAGUUCCGUAAACAAUUCUCGCCCGGACGUCGCUUCGAUAGGCGUGGCUCGCCACAGAGCUACAAUCGUUGGGAUCAGAAUCACCCCGAUCCGCGCCAGCCCAUACGCAAUCAACAGCAGCAGCACCAACGCAUGCGUCGCUCCAGCUCGGGCAGCGCUAGUCCCGCGGCGCGUCGUCAGCACCAGCGCAGCGUCAGUCCAGUAGCCAGAAAUCGUAGUCGCAGCCGCAGUCGCUCCAGCGGACGACCUACGAAACGCAGUCGCAGCCGCAGCCAGCAUAGCCGCAGUCGUUCCAACUCUCGACAGCAACAGCGUCGACGUCCCAGUCCCGCAGCAGCGCGUCGCUCCGUUGAGUUUGCCGGCCCGGCUGUCAACACCAUUGAUCUCUGUCGCGAAGAGCCGCCGCCCCCGCCGCAGCAACUAGAACAGCAGCAGCCGCCGCCGCAGCGAAAAUUCGAGUCACAACAGCAGCCGCAGCCCCAGCCUCCAUCGCAGUCGCAGUCGCUGUCAACGCGCCGUAGCUUAGCCAGUCUGUCGCGCACACCGUCGCCGUUCCUUAAGUCGCAUGAGCGCAACGCUGUCGCAGUUCCAAAGAAGGUUCGCGACAACAGCCAGAGCAGCAGCUCGGACAGCAGUGUCGAUGAUAGCGAUGACAGCGAAGAUGAGGAGCAGCAGAAGAAGCAGCGCCAACAGUCGCGACGGUCAGCGGCAAGCGGCAAAAAUAGCUUAAAGGCUAAAGCUUUGGCGGCGGAGCCAAGCAAAGGCUCCAGCAGCAAGGCCAAGGCGUCGCGCAGCUCGGGCAGCAGCAGCAGCAGUGACCGCAGCGACGAUGACGACAGUAGCGAUGAGCGACACAAGAAGAAGUCGCAGCUGAAACGUAAAGAGGAAACGACGACUGCAAGCAGAAGCGAAAAGGAGAAGGAGAAGCAGCGUCGCAGUGGGGACAAGAAAUUGCAGCGCAGCGCGUCGAGUGAGGAAAGAGUACAUGCAGAGUCGCUGGCCGAGAAGCAAAGAAGCUUGGACAGAAGCCGCAAGCGAAGUCAUAAGAAAUCGCGAAGAGAUGGCAGCGGCAGCGAUUCCGACGAUGAACGUUUGCCCAAAAAGAAACGCAAGAAGUCAAAGAAAGCAGCCGAUAGCAGUGACAGCGACUCGGGCUCGGAGGACGAGUCGUCUUCGAAGAAAAGGAAACACAAGAAACAUAAGAAGCACAGCAAGAAGAGCAAGAAGCAUAAGAAGCAUAAGCGAAAGAGCAGCAGCAGCGCAAAGCAUCGGCAAGAGAGUAGCUCGCAGAGCAGUGGCGAUGAGGAUGAGGAGCAGCAUGCCAGGACGAGGGCUGCAGGCAAACGGAAUGGUAAGCUGCCGCUGAUGAUUUCUGGCGGCCCUGGCAUCAAUGAGGAUUUGGAGAAGCAACUGCGCGAGCGUGCGCUGAAAUCAAUGAAAAAGUUGGACUGAGCUACGACAACAAUAACAUCAUCAACAACAAUAAGAAACGGCUACAAAAUGGAAGAAAAAGAAGAAAGCAACUGACUAAAUUAAAAUGAAGAAAGGAAUGAAACGUUAACAAAAUGCGAUCCCUCAUUACAAAUACAUACAUAUGACAUACAGACUUUUAGACAGACAUGCGUAGCCAUUUAAACACUAACGUAACAUUCAUAUUUACAUACAUUAAAUAAUAUUUCUAACAAUUUAUUUCAUACGUUUAAGUCACAUUGCGCGUCGAACCUAUUAUAAAAAGAAAUCCGAAUUCGUGCAUGAUAAAUACAAUUUGUAUUAUGUACAAAAAA